This is a messenger RNA of Ordospora pajunii, 447 nucleotides long. RefSeq lists its product as uncharacterized. The record is from RefSeq and is a predicted model, not a curated record. NCBI's taxonomy places the organism in Eukaryota, Fungi, Microsporidia, Ordosporidae. The transcript has a single exon. Bases 1 to 447 code for a protein of 148 amino acids.
AUGGCAGGGACGAAUCUAGCGGAGAAUAUGCGUGGUAAUCUAUAUCAUCGGUGCAUCAAUAUAAAGUAUAGCAUUAAUGAUCAUAAAAGCACUGUGAUGUAUGAUGUCCUGUAUGAAUGCGGGCCUGAAGUGCUAGUAAUCCACAGUAGCGCAGGCUUUCCAUUUUCGCUGAAGCAUUUGAGGAGGCUGAAAGGACGAGUAAGAAUAUCUAUCGAAGAGCAUCAUGCAUUUAAUGUAAUAACAAGCAGAAUUGAUGAUUUCUGUGUAUUUGUAGUGUUCUCAUGCGAGUUCAAUGAUUUUGAGCAUGAGUUCAUGCGGCAGAUAUGCAUUGCUAAACAGAAAACAAUUCUAUUACUAUCUGAGCGCUUCAAUAGCAGCUCAGACGAAAGCAUACCCGUAAGUCUACAUGAGUUCAAGAAUCUAUACGUGGUUGGCCAACCGCUUUAG